GAAUGUGGUUUUGAUAGAGGCCAUUAACUACACACUUAAACGCGUAUAUAGCUUCAACUGGACUUUCAAUUGGCCUGACAUCGAAAGUAUAUCGAUUCAGAUCUGUCUGUCUUUAAAAAUCUGCCGUAUUUUCAUAGGUCGCAAUUUGCCUGCCCAUCUCCAACGCAGUAACAAGGUAUUCGUUUCAUCCAGUUAAAUGUUCAGCGUAAAUUGGUGGUAAGUUUCAUUAUUUACAUGAUUACUUCUGUUACAUGAUAUAAUAUAUUGACAUUUUUUAUAUUUGUAGAUUGCAAAGAUACCCAGAAUGGCUCACCAAAAGCAAUUAAACAUCAACAGGAAAUUGAUGGUAGGCAUCCCUCUGUUAUUUCUUCUCUCCUUGCUUAUGGUACUGCUCUUAACGCAACACAAGGGGACGUCUCUGGACCUUGAGGAUUCUGCCAUAUAUCGCCGUUUUUCGUUGGACAGCGACUCGCUGUUCAUCCAAAAUGACACAAAGAUGGACUUACCGUGCACCAAAGAGCUAAACAUUUCUGAUGGCACGGUGCAGGGAAUCAUCUCAAGACUUAAUGUUACCAACGAUUAUGUUAGCCUAGUACGAAUCAAUCUCGUCUUUAUCGAUGACAACCUACCAGACAACUCAGAGCAGAGUAACCCAUCGGUCUGGCACUGGGGGCUUGGUGGCAGGGGAAAAACCUUACUCCAUUUCCCCUACGACAACAAGUCUUUGUCUCUGAACACUCUGAGCUUCGGGUUUCACUGGGUCAAUGUCACAAUCGACAACACUGGAGCAUUAAACGAAUCGUAUUCCGAUGGUUGCUUGGGAUAUACAUUGUCCAAAGUCCUGCGUCAAGUUCGGCGUCAGUUGAAGAAUACAGGUGGUGCUUCACAGGAUGUCAAGGAUGACGUCUUAUGUAAAGAAAGGUAUUUAAGCUCACCGUUGUUUGGGGCUACGUUGAUUCCUGGUUAUAGUCUCUUCGAUCUGCAAUCGAGCAGCUAUUACGAAUGUUGGAAUAUCAUGAAUAUAGAGACAUGUGAUCAGGACAACUGUUUAGUUUACCCUUCGUUUACAAUUGGAUGUACUAUCGUUACUAUUUCUUUUGGGAUUACUUACAUAUUGCUCUUGUUGGCCCUCAUCUGGGAAUUGUGGAGGAUCUACUCCAGAAAUUUUAAUUACCAGGAUGAAGGCUCUGGAGAGUCAGUAAACAUCUUACGAAUCAAUCUUAUCCCACCUGUGUUGCUCAUGCUUGCUUCAAAUAACACACGGCAUCACAAAAUGUUCAACAUGACAUACUGGGCCUUGGUUUAUGCUGUACCAUUCAUCAUUUACUUUGUAGCUUUCCUGUGGUAUGCCACCCGAGUUGAUGAAUACGCUUACAGAAGUUUCCAGCGUGGAGAGAUGUUCACCCGAACCAAUGCAUGGGGUCUUGAUUUUGGAUUAGCCAACAUCUUAUACAUUGAUGGAGCUGUAGUUUUCUUGUACUUUAUUUACAAGUACCGCCUUAGUGACAAUGGUACUCAAGGACAAUUCAUUGAGGAACAAUACAACUGGAAGAGUAAGAAGACGAGGGUUCUUUACUACAUUGCUGUGGUAAUUUUCUGUUUUUUCCGAUUCUCAGCGACAGCUAUGCUCUUGGUCGAAAUCAUUGUUUUAACCUCAAUUGGAAUAGCCAUAAAUAUUAGGUAUGGAAGCCCCGUCUGGAUCAAUAUCAUCCUUGGUGCAUUUUUCUUUGUUGCUAACAUAAUUCAGUUUUUUGACAGCUACCAACACCUCUUCAGCAAGAUUCACUCUGUCGGCACAAAAGUGGACCGGGAUGACAGUUUGCAAAACAAAAUCUUUCAGCAGACAGGUGACGGAUCUCCGCAAUUACAAUUCACGAUAGAGUCCAGUCUCCUCCGUGACAUUAUCCGAAAAUGGCUACCUUUGUACAGUCAUGUCUUCAAUACUAUCAAGCACAUCAUCAUCGGAAUAGUCUUUCUUGUCAUCGUCGCUCUCAUUGUUGUCUUCAUUGACAGAACCACUCAUGUUUCUUCAUUCGUCGAGUACGUUGUCACAACAGUACCUUUGGUGAUUGCGGCUGCAGGGAGAUUAGGAGGGAGUUCUCUUACAGCUGGUGGAAAAGCAAAGAACAGCACCCAAGACAAACUCAUGAAACUCGAAAAGGAUCUAAGAGAGUACGCCCAGACAGGCGAAUUCCCGCUGCCUGAAGCUUCCUGUGGGCAAUCGUUCUACAGAUGGCUCUCCUGUCUCAUGUGCUGCGUAUCGGAACCAGAUCAGCAGGAUCCAAACCAAGGCCAAACACAGAACCAAGAUCCUGCUGCUCCUGCCGGAUCCAUAAAUCAGUCUACCGACCCGUCAGAGCAUUCUGUACCCGGUAACGGUCACGAUGAUCAACCUCCAACUUCAGUCGCAUCCGUCUCUUUACCCCAAGGUAGCUCCAAGACUGCUCAGUCUUCGCUUUAGCCAUCACCAAUAUACUUAUGAACCAUUUUUAUCAGGAUGGACUUUAGGAAUUCAGUAGGUCACGAUCGAAUGAUUCAUUUAUGAUUGUUUCCCUCACGUUAUCCCAUUUAAACAAAAUAUUCCGCGUUGAAUUUGCGACCCAUAAGAGGCUACCUAAUUUCCUAGUGUAACAACGGCUAUUCACCAUCAGUUCGAAUGUCGGUUCUUGCGUGGCAGGUCUAUUCCUGUUUUAGUUCUCCAAGCUACUCUUUCCAAGGAUAGUCGUAGAUCGAGGUUUGUAACUUUUGCAAGACUCCACCAUUAUUGGGGAGAGUGACUCAUAUAGUUUAAAUUGCAAUUGAUCUAUAUCCCACAUUGUUUUCGAAUACUCCUUUCGCAUGUCAUAUCCCUUCACAUUACUAGUACUUUAUCAUUGUUUACUUUAUAUUAUAAUGUAGAUUGUGAAUCAACCAUUGGAAUUGGGACAGAAGGCUUUAUGUUAUGCCACAGUAAUUUGGUUAAUUUCUUCUGUCCCUGGCGUUCCAGUGUUUGAUAUUUCUUAUCUUGUAUUGUUUAUGCUGAAAUGUAUUGGGUUUUUUGUAAUUUCCUUUGCCGAAUAAAUGAUAAUAAUAAUGAUGAUGAUGAUAAUGAUAAUAAUAACAAUUACUGUGGUGAUGUUGACAGAUUUAUUGGAUCGAUAGGCAUGGAAAGUUGACCUUCAACAGGGACAUGGCAACCAAACAGAAUGAAAAUGGGUCUUUUUAGAUAAUUCAUGUUUGUACUAAUUGGCUUAAUUAAACAGUUACAUGUAAUGCAUUAUCUCGCACUGAUGUAAUCUUUGUCUCUCUCUCUCUCUCCCUUCAUAAACAUAUAUGAAUGUGUUGUGUAACAGCUAUAUUCUGUAUAUACCCGCGAUUUCAUUAAAAAUAGCGGCAAUCUUCGAGGUUUAUAUGGCUUUGAUAUCAAGAAGUUCCGGGAGCUCCAGACAGACCCCAACCGCAUAGCACUGCCGUAUAUGAUUAUGGAAGGGUUGGGCCAUGGUCCCCAAAAGUUCUUCAACCAAGAAAAAAAAAAGGAAAGAAAAGCAAAGGAAACGAGUUUAUAUAGAUGGCGCUAUAUUGGUGAUCCAGAUUUAUUUUUCUCUGAGACGAUUUAUGCUCCAAAAUUUGACAAAUUGAAGCAAAACUGAAGUUUAAGUUGGACAGUCGGACAGAGCUGCAUAAAUGGUAAUUUAUGUUCUCGAUUAAGUGGAUUGUUGUGAGAUUGUUCUGAGAGUGGUAACAUUAUCUUCGCUCGAACUGGCACUUCGGUCCCACACGAUGCAAUUCUUGUGAUGUUUACAUUACACUUCCGGGUAGCAUGUCCGAAGAGAACUCGAUUACUCUACGUUCAGGUACGAAGUCAGAAGCCAAAGCUGACAAAAAGAGUAAAGUUAAAGGAAGUAGUACCGGUAUAACUGAAAUUGUGAAAGAAAUUUUCAAGGAUAAAGAGUUUAAAGAAAUACUCAAGAAGUUGAUUGAGGAAUGCAUCGAUGAUGUGAGAGCUAAACUAUCUGCAAGAAUAAACAAAAAUGAAGAAAGAAUAGACAUGAUAGAUGGAACCUUGCAUGAUAUACGAAAUGAAAUUGAUAAAUCACAAAGUAAUAUGGUUCAUACUGAAAAUUUUCUUGAAAAAACAACUGAAAAGCUGUUGCACCUUGAAAAUGAAAUCACAGAGCUCGAACAAUAUAGUCGCCGCAAUUCUCUCAGAAUCUAUGGUGUUGAUGAGUCAUUGAAUGAAAACACUGAUAACAUUGUUAUUGAUAUUGUCACCAAAACUCUUGGUUGCCCCCUGACGCAUGGAGACAUUGAUAGGUCCCACAGAGUUGGCAAGAGGCCUCCAGGUAUCGCCACACGUAACGUCAAAGACAUCCAGGACAUCACAUCUGCCGUCGACAGUACACCCAUCACUGAAGGACUGCCUGAUGUCGGUAAGGGCACGCAGAAAAAAACUACUGAGACCAAGAGGAAGGUUGCAGUUGAUAAGCCUAGACCAAGGUCCAUACUGGUAAAGUUUUGUUCUUACAGAAAACGAAAUGAGAUAAUGCUAAUCAAGAAGAAGCUGAAAGGAUCAGGACUCACAUUAGCAGAAGACUUAGUCAAUGAAAAGUUCAAACUUCUAAUGGCCGCGAGAAAAAAUCCAAUGGUUGAAAACGCAUGGUAUUAUGACGGAAGAAUUUUUGCCACUGUGAAGACGAACGGAAGUGAGCCAGUAAAAAAACUUAUAACUUCAUUAAGUCAACUCAACAACUUGUGUAAAAGCCUUUAAGGCUCCUGGCUCUGAAUAAG
Lytechinus pictus (painted urchin) is the source of this 4767-nucleotide messenger RNA. RefSeq lists its product as uncharacterized. NCBI's taxonomy places the organism in Eukaryota, Metazoa, Echinodermata, Echinoidea, Temnopleuroida, Toxopneustidae. The record is from RefSeq and is a predicted model, not a curated record. The coding region runs from base 305 to 2461 and encodes 718 amino acids. The transcript has 3 exons.